GAGCCCGAGUGCCCUGCCGGGGCCGGGAAGUUCCGGGGCGGCUGGGCGGAAAGUCCUGGCGUCCAUGCCAGGCCCCGAGUGGCCCGGGCCGCCCCGGCAGUGACUGUGGUGGCUGACGCGGCGCGCGCCCCGCCCGCGCGUCCCUCCUCCGGGUGUAACAUGCCCUGAGCGCGCGAGAGCGCGCGGCGGCCACCAUGGGCAAUGGCAUGAACAAGAUCCUGACUGGCCUGUACAUCGGCAACUUCAAAGACGCCAGAGAUGCAGAACAGCUGAGCAAGAACAAGGUGACACAUAUCCUGUCUGUCCACGACAGUGCCAGGCCCAUGUUGGAGAUGCCAGAUCUCCACGUGUUAGAAAUGGAAGAGCCACAGUCCUCACCUGUCCUGCCUCCCCAUUCUGCACACGGGAAAUGGCGGCAGGGAGUGAAAUACCUGUGCAUUCCGGCAGCGGAUUCACCAUCUCAGAACCUGACCAGACACUUCAAAGAAAGCAUCAAGUUCAUUCAUGAGUGCCGACUCCAGGGGGAGGGCUGCCUUGUGCACUGCCUGGCGGGGGUCUCCCGGAGCGUGACGCUGGUGAUCGCCUACAUCAUGACCGUCACCGACUUCGGCUGGGAAGACGCCCUGCACACAGUGCGCGCCGGGAGGUCCUGCGCCAACCCCAACCUGGGCUUCCAGAGGCAGCUCCAGGAGUUCGAGAAGCACGAAGUCCAGCAGUAUCGCCAGUGGCUGAAGGAAGAGUAUGGAGAGAGCCCCUUGCGGGAUGCUGAAGAAGCCAAAAGCAUUCUGGUGCUUGUCUUCGGCGCGUUCCGGGCGGUGGCGUGUUGGCUGCGCUGCUGCGACAGCGGGAAAGGUGGAGGGCUCUGGACUCCUGUACCCGCCACCCUAUCCGGCCAGGCUCCAACCCCUCCCCUACUGCCCCACCCCUCCCCUCUGCUGAGCUCGCUGCACCCCGGGAUGCUGCUCUGUGAUGUGCACUGCUUUGUGCAUGCGUGGGUAAGUGUGCAGGUGCACUUGUGUCACCGUGCGCAGGUGUGAGCCUGUGUGGGUGUGCAUGUUAACAGGCGAGGGCGUGGGCAUGUGUGUGUCAGGGUGUGCGUGCAUGUGCACAGAUGUGUGGGCACGCAGCCGCAUGUGUGAGUACAGAUUAACAGGCGAGUGGGUGUGCGUGUGUCAGUGUGUAUGCAUGUGAGCAUAUGAGUGUGCAUGGAUGAACGUUUGCACAUAUGCAUGUCGGUGUGUGCACUCAAGUGUGUUCACAGUGAGUGUAGGCAUGGGCUUGUGUGCAUUUUCAUGAGCUUGUGAGUGUGUGUUAGAGUAUGCUCAUUUGUGUGAAUGAGAUGUGGGCUCUGAGUGUGCACUGUAAGCUUGUGUGUGAGUGUGCACAGGCGUGUGCAUUGUGAGCAUGUGGCUGCAUGUGUGAAUUCCUAAUGUCCAUGUUCCUAGAAGUCACCCAAUCCACACUGCAAGGAUUGGUGUGGCCACUUUUCCCUUGGAUUCCUCCUGGAAGGCAUUUGAACUUGACCUCUGCAAAGCUGUCCAGCUAGGAGCAGCCUGUGCCUGUGAGAACUCAGGGGAAUGAGUGGCUGGGAGCAGAGCCCCACCCAGACCCCAGGGAGGUGUGAGUGGGGAGCAGGGGGCAGAUUUCUCCUGAGAGAGGGUAGUUCUGGUCCCCGGGAAGCCGUGGGGUGCUCUGAGCGGUGUCUCCGUCUCACUGGAAGAGCACUGGGCCGUCAGCGCCCGCUGCCUUGCUCCAGGCCCCUUCGCCUGUCACGCCCCUGAUUUCUCCAGUCACUGGCGAGCAGCCCCCCUUGCACCCGCCUAGCUCCACACGCUCCUGGCUUCUGCUGUCCUCACUCUGCUGUGGCCCCUGCUCGAGGUUUGCAUGCACCUGCAGGAACUGGCAAGAAACGGCAUUUAUUAAGCUCUGCUGCAGUUUGCAUUUGAAAAUGAGCAUUGAUUAAGCUCCUUGUGUAUGCUGUGGUUUGCAUAUUGGAUCUCAGCUACCUCAUUAAAUGUUUAUGAAAAGGUUUUUUUUUUUUGUUACUCCAAUCAACUCUGCCUCAUAGUAGAAAAUGUGUGGCCGAAGAUAAAGCGUCAGUGUCUCUGAGCUAUGUGAAGUGUCUGAUUAGGGCUCUAAUAAUGCUUCCUGGUGGGUAGAAUCCCAUUUAGGUGGCGAGAGUGUGUGCAGUUCGCAGCUCGGGGCAGUAGGCUUCCUGGGACGUGGUGCACACAGCACAGUGGCCCAGCGCAUCCCACCAACUCAGAUCUCUUAAGCACGCAGAGCCACACGAAUGAAAAAGUACACCCGACCUCUCCCUAGAAAGAUGUUGCAACCCAGUGCCUCCGAAUUCCGCCACAAACAGAGCCCCUGAGCAAGAGGAGCGGUUUUCCCAGGCAUGUAGAGGGUCUGCCAAGGUGAGCCCCCUGGGGACCGGGGACAGCGCAGUAGCCUACCUCGCGCCACGGAGGCAUGGGCCCCGAUGCACCGCGAGCCGCAUCGGCAGCUCACGCAAUCUGCCGAGAAAGGGCAUUGUUUGUGUCCUUACACCAAAAAGCCAUGUAAAUAUGCUAACGGAAAAAGCAUUUACGAUAUUAUCUUGACUGCUUAAAAGCACGUGCCCAGUGAUUACGUCUUCCUGCUGGCCUUGAAAUGCCGUCUUAAUACUUGUUGCCAGUAACGCUCUUUCUCCACAGCCACUCCGAGAAUUCUGAAGUACUGGGCCUUUCUCAGAAGACUAUAAUGCACCUGCCGUUUCUGAAAUAUCGCAGAGUUCAGGCUGGUGCUGCCAAAAAAGAAAAAGCCACCCAGAGUUUAUUUUUGAAGUGUCCAGCCGAGAUUUGUAAAGCUGUUUGUUCAUUUUAAACUGAAUAUGUGUUGUAAUACAUUGCAAAUGCAGGAUGUUCUUUAGCAAGGGAGAAUGUUUUUCACCUUAACUCCACUGCUUAACUUGACUUUGCUGCCUGUCAGAUGUCUCAAGGGCCCUGUUGAUCUGUUCUGGUUACUGGUUAGCCAUAGUGCCUGCCUCACAUGAGCAGCUGGGCCUCUGGGUCUCCUGUGGUGUGCACACUGUCCACGUGUUCUGGGGUUCUGGGGUCCCCCCGCCCCUGGCGUGAGAACCAUCUCUCGGUGUGUGCUCUCUCCAGGGUUUGUGUUGUCCAGGAGGGAAUUUACCAGAAGCUGCACAUUUUUAUUAAUAAAGGUCAACUUAGCCAUAUUUAA
Molecule: messenger RNA, 3222 nt
Organism: Oryctolagus cuniculus (rabbit)
Lineage: Eukaryota; Metazoa; Chordata; Mammalia; Lagomorpha; Leporidae
Source: RefSeq, a predicted model, not a curated record